This is a messenger RNA of Egretta garzetta (little egret), 4209 nucleotides long. RefSeq names its product LIM domain containing 2 (gene LIMD2). The record is from RefSeq and is a predicted model, not a curated record. Bases 1563 to 1949 code for a protein of 128 amino acids. Gene Ontology annotation, molecular function: actin filament binding. Gene Ontology annotation, cellular component: plasma membrane; actin cytoskeleton. The transcript has 4 exons. Lineage: Eukaryota; Metazoa; Chordata; Aves; Pelecaniformes; Ardeidae. Gene Ontology annotation, biological process: actin filament bundle assembly.
ACCACAGAGGAGAUGGGAAAUGAGUUAGGUAAAAUCGGAACCGUAUUCUCAGACGAGGCUGUGAAAUGUUUGUGACGAGGGCCAUCCAGCCCCCCAGGCCUGCGAGGGUGGGCCCAGUUCACCUGCCACUGCUCAGGACCUGGAGCAAAGACCUUUCCGUUCUGAAAGCAGUCACUAACUCUGGGUACUCAGCUGGGCACAACGCAAGCCUGGUGUCAGCUGCUGGGUGUUGGGACUUUUUAGGCAGCCAAAGUGCCCCCAAAACCCAGGGCAGAUUUGCAAAUGCCACCACGAGAUUGGCAUUUUGGAGACAUCCCCUGCCCUAAGCCCUCCAUCCCGGCAUACCCUGGGGCAUUCUCAGGGUCUACCCUAGCCCUUGGGCAGCAGAAAAGUUUUUGGAGUGACAAUAUGAGAAUGAGAGAUUUCUGGAGGAGAGGUAAGCAGCCGCAGACAGGGGUGUGUGUGUGUUGGUUUGCCAGCCCCCAGCACGCCCGCAUCAUGGCUGAGCUGCACAGCCACCCUGUCACCCUCCUAUUCCCUGCUCUGCUCCUCCCUCUGCAUCAUUUGCUCAAUCCUGCAUCUCUGUCUCACAUAUGCAAAACAGAGCUCAUCAAGCUUGACCUUUUAUGGGUGUUUUGAAGGCAAGGUGCAAUGGGGAAAACCCCCUGAGGAUCUGUCAGUGCCUUUUCGGCUGAUUUUUACCAAAAGAGGUGACUUGCAAUGCUGGUGGUUUUUUUCUGUGCUGCAUUAAAAUUGGUCUGAGACCUGUCAAACUCAUCCUCCUGGGCAUUCGGCACAUCAUACAGAGGCCACAGCUUACAGUUCUCAGCCUAAAGGCAACGUGGGGUCCCCAGAGAAGACAAAAUCCCCGUCACUCGCUCUUCUGAGCUGUGAUCCACUCUGUUCAGCAAGGCUUUUCUGGGCUAAAAUUAGACUAAAAUCACAGUCCUUGCUCCAGCAUCACCAGUCCUUUAGCGGCUACAUUAAUGAAACACUGGGCACUGGUUUCACUGCCUUGGCAGGACAGUGAAGUCAUAGCCUUGCUGCUAACAGCUUGGCCAUUGCCUGGCAAUUGCCCGCCAUGUGUGGGUUUGGAGCAGAAGACACCGCAUCACCUUCUGCAGGUUUCCAGCAGCUCUCUCCCAUACUAGCUGAGUAUCCUUGUAUAGGAAAAAGGACUAGAGCUACUGAGCUGUAUGCUAGCCUCACCUCAGUGCCUCUGAUCACCUGCCAGCUUCCUAGAACUGAGCAGUAUUCCAGACUUGCAUUCUCCUAUCUGCCAGUCCAGUCUGGUGUGCCUAAAUCUCUUGGAUCCCUCAGGAAAUCCCUAGAUCAAAGAGGCUGCACAGACCCCAUGGAGGAAGCUUUGAGCUUGCUGCUGUCACGCACCAGCUCCUGCAGAGCUGCGCAGCUGCCAGAUCUGGGGUGAUGAAACCAGCCACCCUCCUGCUGACAUUUCCUUUCCAGGUGUCGCAAGAGGUCUGUCUUAGACACCUCCGCAGGGAACAUCGGCCCACAGCCUUCAAGCUCAGGAUUAAACAGACAGAGGAGGGGAAGGAACCAUGUUCCAGGCCACGGAACCUGCCAGCCCACCCCCAACUCAUGAGGCAAAGAACAACUCAGGAGGCAGCACAGUGCAGCGCUCCAAGUCCUUCAGCCUGAAGGCACAAGUGAAGGAGAUGUGCGCUGCCUGCCAGAAAACCGUCUAUCCCAUGGAGCGGCUGGUGGCAGAUAAAUUCGUCUUCCACAAUGCCUGCUUCUGCUGCAAGCACUGCCACACCAAGCUCAGCCUGGGCAGCUACGCGGCGCUCCACGGGGAAUUCUACUGCAAGCCCCACUUCCAGCAGCUCUUCAAGAGUAAAGGCAACUACGACGAGGGCUUUGGGCGCAAGCAGCACAAGGAGCUGUGGGUGCACAAGGAGGUGGAGAGCGGGACCAAGUCGGCGUGAGUGGGGCCAGCCCACCCUUCCCUGGAGUCCAGCAGAAAUGGCACAGAGCAGUUGCUGAGCCGGGGGCUAACUGAGCUGAUGUAAAGCAAAGGGGACCCAAGGGCCUGUGGGUGGUAAGGGAAGGGAGGCAGCCCAGCCCACUUUGGAGGAUGCUUAGAGGGGUCCUACAGGCCAUAAGGACAGGGCAGAGGUGACCCAGGUACAGCCCCCAGACCUGAAGCUCGUUCUCUGCAGGACCUUCUCCCUGAUGAGAUCAGACCAGAAGCACUUGCCUCCAUGGGAACCCCAGCCCUAUUAGUAUGUUUCAGGCCUGCCACCAUGGAAAAGGAGAUGAUCUGGGGGCUUUACCUAGCCUAUAAGUCACAGCAGAGCUCCCAGAUUCUGCCACACCAAUCCUGACUUGCUGGGGCUCCAAAUAAGCAUGGUCCUUGGUUUACAUCAGCUCAGUUCAGCUGGGAUUGUUCAGCCUUAAGGAUGUCGCCCUGAGACUGUUUAACAGCGUCUGUCUUUUUUAUAUUUGCCUUUGACUGGUACGUUUUGCGCUGGAGCCUGGCAUGGCAGCUUCACGUGUGACACUGCACCAUGCGCUCUUUUAUUUUUGUAAUACAAGGUUUCCGAGCCUUCCCUGUCUUGUCCUGUGUUCCCAGGGGUCUGGGGAGGUGACAGUAGCAGUCAGGUCUGCCUCUAACUGCCCAGCUACUGUGGAAAGAGCCUCUGGCCAUGCAGGAUCAGGAAAGCAUUCUGGAUAUGUGUGUGUAAUGUUAUGACUGAGGUAGACUGGGGAUCCCCUCUGGGGAUUGAACCCAUGAUUUCAAAUUGCAAACCAGUGUUUACUACCCUGUAAGCUACACACCCCAGCUGUAAGCACACACCACCUUCCGCAGGGAGCCUAGAGUACCCUCAAAUGGAAUUCACCAUUCUGUGAAUUAGAUCCACCCCUUUGCCCUGCAUACAUUUUGUGGCUUACUUGCUUCCCCUUCCAUAUCAAUAAACAUUGUGCCCUGCUUCCGCAAGCAGACACUGGCUCAGUUCACUCUGCAGCCAGUGCAAUGGGCAGGACAAGCAUCAGAGCUGGGCUGACUGGUGCAAUACAAGGUCUGGUUUGGAUCAACCCCAUCUGCUGAGCUGUGGUGUUUGGACAGCAUAGUCCAUACAAAUGAAUGAGCCCAACAAGACCUGCCAGGCUGGAAAGCCUAAUGCAGUGAAACCAGGGAAAGCAGGUGGGUCUGUUUUUAAUUAUUAUUAACCUCCUUCCUCCACGCGUGAUUUGUAAGACUAACUUGAAAGAAUAAGCAUUCAGGAACCCCAUGUCUUUCAAAUGCUACAGGAAUUAGGCUUUUCAGAGCCCGCGCAGCAGAGCAACAGCCUUUGAUAACGUUCAACAAGAGCACCUAGUCCAUCAUUGACUGAUAACAUCAACUCCCGCUGAGUGCGUCCUGUCUGGGAGAAUCCAGACACAGACAUGAAAAUAUGAGCUAAGGAUUGAAGAGGGAAAAAGAUGGGUAUGGGUAGUCAACAGGAGUCCCAGGAGGAACAGAUGGUACAUAUAGAGAUGUGUUCUUAACGCAGGUCACCGUGGUGCUCCUCCCUCAGUACAAGUCCUUCUGAGGCUCUGGGUGUGCACCAACAGCCAGGCAGCAUCUCUGCAGCUCUCCUUCACUGGCAAAGCUGGCUGCAGUCAAACCUGAUCUCAGGGAAGAUACGUGUUGGAUGACCCCAGGAGCCUGAUGUCCUUCCUAUUGGACAAGUUAUUUCUCCCUUUUAGUUAAGGGCUUUUUAAAGGACAGGUCUGUCAGCCCUUUUGGGUGGGGACUGCCUGGGGUUUUACACUGCCAGCACAGCACAGACUGCAUACAGAGACCCUGACAAGGCUCCAAGUGAGUUUCAGCCUCACCAAGUGCUUUAACUGUCCCCAUCAUGCAGGUGCUGCAGACUCCUCCUCACACCAACACCCAGGGAACAGAUUUACACCAUGAUACAAGCUGCUUCUUGAGCAGCCCUGCAGCAUUCAUUGUCAUAGAACAGUAUCCAAGCGGUCGUUGCUUUGCGGCGAGGGUCUUGGAAUGCUGUUUGGGUUGCGGCCUCUUCCUUCCUAAGGUUGGCUUAGAAAAUGAAAACAGACUUCUCUGUUUCGCUUCUGGCUUCUUGCUGGCCUCACUUCCCGAUUCCCUUGCAUUGUCAGGCUGCUGCUCUUUUCUGCACAGCAGGGCAAUCAGAUACAAAGCAUUUUUAACUGUACCAGAUGAUUAUGGGGUAGGGG